AUGUCGUUGCACAUCUACAUUGCUCACACUGGGGAGCAUUUUCUGGUUGAUCCAGUGGCAUUUGCCUCUCCCGAUGCUUUGAAGUCAUGGGUCGUUCGCAAUGCAUCUAUUCCACCCCCACGGCAAAUAUUGAUGAACGCCCGGGGCAAGAAUGUUAAGAUCCAAACUCUCGCUACUGAGCAACCAAUGCAGAACGAAAUCUUUGUAUACGAUCGACAAUACGUCAGUGAACCAGGCGAUGUCGAAUUCCCGGAACUCCAUCCCCCUGAACCAUUCCAACCCGGUAGCCCCCCAGCUACCCUCAAAGACCAGAACGACCUUCAGGCAUGGCGGAACCUCUAUAUGGCACGGCGCAACUGGGCACUGGAGUUGUCCAGCCGUUGUGGGUCGAUCGAUAAGGACAUCCGAGAGCAUAACGAGCGAACCGAUGUUAUGAACCGCGCGGUGGGCGUGGCUCUGGAGAAUCUUAAGUCCCAUGUGGGUAACCUAGAGCAUCGGUUCCAAGAGGCACAAUCGUGGGCGAAUGGCGUCUUAGAAGAGCAGCGGGCUGCGUUAGAUGGUUGGCAACGAGCUCUUUCCACACUGGACCAUAUCCCAGCACGUAAAGAUUUCCCUCUUCUUGGACGCCCGUCCACCCCCAAAAUGGACAAGGACCGACCAACCGGAACGCUGCGUGACUUUGUCGACAUAGGCGAAGUUCAACGGGCUGGAUCAGAGGCAGCGACUGUGUCGCCAGCAUUUGCUGGCAUUGUCCAUGACAUUGAGAAGACAGUCAGUGACAUCGCCUCGGACACUCAACAUCUGGUGGACGAAGCUCUUGCCUCAAAUUUUGACGAGGUGGAUGGGUUGCUGGAAGAAGUUGAGACUAUUGCGAAGAAGAUCAGAUCUGAUUAUGAGCAUGUUCUAAGUCUACCGAACAACCAGAAAACGCUGGCCAAUAUAUCGAGACUUGCAUUUAGCCAUACUCAAGAUCUUCUUCCAUCGCUGGCGGAGACCAGCGUUGAGCUUCAAGCUGCCCUCGAGCAAGCUGUGCAGCGCCGGUUGACCGUGGCAAAAACGGCCAUUGAGCAUAUGCGCACGAUAUCCUCUCUUGAGUCUAGACUUGCUGACGCCCAUGCACGAAUGGUAAAUCUAGACGUGGGGAGCAAUGCCUUUGAAGUGAUCUAUUCUGUCUUCCAAAUGCCAAUGAUUUACGGGUCCAUUCUUAUCGAAUCCGUCCGGCGGCGAGAAUGGAGCGAUAAGAUCAAGACUGAUUCCCUGACGCUGGCCGAGGAGAUGGCAGUUUUGAGAGAUGAGGAGCAACGCCGCAGAAAAAAAUGGUUAAAAAACAUGGGAGAUUUCAUGACUGUGACUGAUUCCACUCCACCGGGAAUCGAAGUCAACCUCCAAGGUCAGGAUGACAAAUGGCCUGAAGUAGCCCGGAAAGAGAUCGAGUAUUACAUCGAUGAUUUAAAGAACACUCAUUCCUUGACCAACUUAGCGGAUGAGCUCACCCAGCAACUCAAGGAGCUGGAUGCACCCACCCGGCAGCAACGACGACGGGCCAAAGCCUUCAAACAAGGCAGCGUAUUUGAUUUGAGCCGGAGUUCUAUAUUACGCGCCGAUGACUCCGUUCGUAGCUUACAAGAAGAAAAAACAAAGUUAGAAGAAAGGCUCAAGGGGUCAGACAGUCGCGUCCGGAAAUUGGAAGACCUUUUGCACCGUCAGAGUCACCUCAGCCGGCCAACGAGCGGCAAUUUCGGUCCAGACUUCCCCGGUUCACCUUCAUCUGCACACCCUGAUGCACUCUCGAGACGGUCAUCCGUCUCUUCCAGGCGAGUCUCAGCGACUCAGUCCCCCGAGGAUAAGGCACUCAUUCAGCGUAUUGUUACGCUUGAAGCAGAGCUAGCGGCCGAGAGAGAUGUAGUCCAGCGACUCCAUAAGGAAGCCCACGCAGAGCGGCAGACUCACUCUGACAAGUUCCAAGAAGCGCAGUCCACCAAAAAGGACCUCAUAGGCAACCUUGAAGCGCGCCAACGCGAAUUCGAAGAUGAGCGCCGAUACCUGGACUCGGAGCUUAAGAAGUUCAGACUCCGUACCGAGGAAAUGGAAGAAGAGCUUGAUCGACUAUUGGAUAGCAGGGAUCAUGGGAGACAAGAUAUUGACGAUCGGAUGCGCCAGCUUGAAGUCGACCUCCAUAACGCUCAAGCCAAUUCCGCUGAAGAUGCACAGAGAAUCGUUGAUCUCAAUGCGCAGAUUAAGACUGGACAAGAGCGAGAAGAAAGCCUCCAGGCUAAGGUUGAUGAUCUCGAGCGCCGACAGGCGGAGGCCCAGCAAAAGCACCAGGAGAGCCACCAAGACCUCCAGGCCAUCUUCAUGAACCUCUCGCCCGGGGGAAUUGUGCCGGUCGAACUUCCUGAUAUAAUCAAAGCCAUUGAGGUUCUUUCGGAAGGGUUAUCAAUCCACGCCAAGAGCGCGGAAUCGAAUGCAUCUCAGGCAAUGGCGGAGAAAAAGGCCCUUGAAGAACAAAUUGCGAAAUUUGAGGCGGAAGGAGAAGAGCGGACAAAGAGGAUCGAUGAAUGCGAGGCCGAACUAUCGCAAUUAACUGCAGAGCUCUCACGCGAGCGAUCAAAGUCAGAGGACUUGACAGGUGAACUGGACAAAGAGCGAUCUAAGUUCGAUUCCUUGCACUCUCAAAUGACUGCCGGCGAGAGUGGCUCAGACGCGCUGCGUGAACAGAUCGCCGAAGAGGAACGGAAACAGGCGGAGCUGUCACGGCAACUGGCUGAAGCUGAGAGUCAAGCUCGAGACUUGAAAGACCAGGCCGCGGAAUGGGAGAGAAAGGCAGGAAUCACGUCGGAAACCGAGGAGCAGGCGGUGGCACAGCUCGAAGCUCGGGGUAUCAAGUCCCUCGAGCUUUCAAACCAACUCUUUACACAGGUUGAGAAGCUUGGUCGGAUGCUGGAGCAGUUGGGCUUCACCAUCAUUCAGCAAGACGGUCAGCUCCUUGUCCAGCGUGCUUCAAAGCUCAGCGCUUCGCUGGGUCUGGGCGAAAGCCUCGCCCAGUCAGCUAUUGUAUCCCUAAAGCCGGAUACAACGCUUCUGAGCUGGAUGCAAGCCGAAAGCCUGGAGGAUGAAGAUACCAAAUUCUCGGCUUUCAUGGAAAGUCUAGCUCAGUUCGACGUGUCCCUAUUUGGCGAUGUUGUUGUCAAACGCGUCAAGGACAUCGAAAUCCUCGCCCGCAAAUGGCAAAAGGAAGCCCGAGGCUAUCGUGAAAAAUACCACCGAGUUCAAAGCGAGGCUCAUGAAAAAAUUGCCUACAAAUCCUUCAAAGAAGGCGAUCUUGCUCUCUUCCUCCCCACGCGGAACCAGGCCAUUCGCUCCUGGGCCGCCUUCAACGUGGGCGCGCCACACUAUUUCCUCCGCGAGCAGGAUUCACACAAACUUCAAACUCGGGACUGGCUUCUCGCCCGCAUUACCAGGAUCGAAGAACGAGUGGUAGACCUUUCCAAGUCGAUGAACGGCGCUGCAUCAGACCGUCGCUCCAUCGGGGCCAUCAGCGAUGGUGCCUCUCUAGAGGAUGAGAAUCCAUUCGAGCUUUCAGACGGCCUCCGUUGGUACCUCCUCGAUGCCGUAGAAGAGAAGCCCGGUGCGCCUGCCACACCGGGCAUAGCAAAGAGCACAGUCGCAUCGGCGCACGUCGAUGCCAAGGGUAGUAUCCGCCUCAAACGUGGUACGGACGAGGGCGCCAUUGCCAAGACCCUGUCUAGGAGUCUUGACAGCCGCCGCGAGAGCGCAAAUUCCAAGCGUGGCACCCCGACGCCGUCGCAGCAUGCUGUCGAAUCAACGACUGAUCUUGUGCGCCCGGCCGAAGCUGAUGCCGGCUCGCAGUCUCGGGAGACUGCUCCGAUAUUCGACGAGGUUCGCCGUGACCUGCUCUCCGGCCCGUGA
This is a messenger RNA of Penicillium coprophilum, 3930 nucleotides long. RefSeq names its product autophagy protein ATG11 (gene atg11). Gene Ontology annotation, biological process: autophagy of mitochondrion; autophagy of peroxisome; positive regulation of protein phosphorylation. NCBI's taxonomy places the organism in Eukaryota, Fungi, Ascomycota, Eurotiomycetes, Eurotiales, Aspergillaceae. The record is from RefSeq and is a predicted model, not a curated record. Gene Ontology annotation, cellular component: phagophore assembly site membrane; Atg1/ULK1 kinase complex; extrinsic component of membrane. The coding region runs from base 1 to 3930 and encodes 1309 amino acids. Gene Ontology annotation, molecular function: protein kinase binding; molecular adaptor activity. The transcript is spliced from 3 exons.